UGAUGCGCCGGGGGACAGAAAUAGACACCGAGAGGCUCGAGUCGAGGCUGCAGCGCCGUGUGCUUUCCAGUGGACUGCGGUGUCUUCAAACGCUUUUUUUUCCCCCACUGAUCAUUUAUUUAGCAUUUUCACAAAAUGGUCAUUAAAGUUUUCCUGGCAUCCUCCUCGGGAUCGACGGCGAUCAAAAAGAAACAGCAAGAUGUUGUCGGCUUCCUCGAGGCACUUAAAAUCGAUUACACACAGCUUGACAUUGCUUCAAAUGAGGAAAACCGGAUGUGGAUGAGGGAAAACGUCCCUGGAGAAAAGAAGCCCACCAAUGGAAUUCCUCUUCCUCCACAGAUUUUCAAUGAGGAGAUUUAUUGUGGGGACUAUGAAACAUUUUUUGAAGCCAAAGAAGACAACGCAGUCUACGAAUUUCUGGGUCUGACACCACCACCAGGAUCUAAGGAGGCACAACAAGCUGAAAAUGCACAAAAGCUUCAUAACGGAUCUGCCGCAGAGGAACAUCUUGAUGAUGACAAGACAAAAAAAGAAAACGUAGAGGCUGAGCAGAACGGCGACGCGCACACAGCAGAGCUGGAAGAAGACGAUCCAGACAAUAAGGCAGAGACAGAUGCUCAAGAAGAAGAGGAACCAGCAGAAGAAGACGAAGAGAGUAGAAAGGUAGCUGAGGAGGAAGAGCAGGAGGAGGGAGACGAGGACCGGGUCAAGGACAACCAUCUGGUCUCAGAGGCAGAAGAGGAUUUGGUGUCUGAGGAGGAAGAAGAACUCAGAGAGCUUGAGGAGGAAGAGGAACAAGCCUCAGAGGAAGACUAGUGCUCUGAAGCUGAGGAAUUUGGACCUGGAUUUUCCUACACAGCUUGAAGUGACACCCCACUUGCCCUGGAGCCAACAAAAAUCGCCCACAAGUACCUUCACCGAGCCAAAAUGAAACACGACUGCACUGGAGAAUAUGCACUCAGGACCCCAGCUUCAAGCCCCGCGAUAACUGUGCCUUUUUGAGGUUGCAAAAUGCCCUUUUUACGCUAGAGUUGCUUCAUCUUAAGUGGCGAGUUUCAAGUGAAUUCAAAGGGAUGUUUUUUUCUUACUGUACAUAUAGAAAAUAGCUUAUUCUACUACUUUUAAACUGAUAUUUUGUGACUUUGUUCUAUAGAAUCCCAAAUAGUUGUGCCAAACCGCUCAAUCGUGUCAAACUAAUACUUGCAAAUAUCUCUCCGUGUGUAUUGUAUUAUGAAGUACGCCGGUCAUAUUUUGGACACACUUUGCCACAGUGCUAAAUGCUAAAAAUAGAUGGAACUUGUAUUAAAUUAUGAUAUACAAUGUGAACACAUCGAAAACUAUGAACAAAACAAGGUAACAGAAAAAAGAGUUUAUUGAGUAUGAACACCGACCACCGCCAUGAAACUACAAAAAAAUGGAAUUCUAUCUAAAAAGCCAAUAUUAUCAAUAAUAAUUUUUUAAAAGCGAUUUUGCAUAUUGUUGAGCCUAUACAGAUCAUGGUAAUAUUAAUAAUAUGAAAUGUCUGGUAAUUACCUAAACACUUUCGGGUAUUGUUUUUUGUUUUAAUACAAUACUCUUAAUACAAUAAAUUAGUGCUGUUAAAUGAAUCGCAUCCAAAAUAAAAGUUUGUUUACAUA
Molecule: messenger RNA, 1637 nt
Organism: Puntigrus tetrazona (Sumatra barb)
Lineage: Eukaryota; Metazoa; Chordata; Actinopteri; Cypriniformes; Cyprinidae
Gene: sh3bgr
Product: SH3 domain binding glutamate-rich protein
Exons: 13
Coding region: 136-816 (226 amino acids)
Cellular component (GO): cytoplasm
Source: RefSeq, a predicted model, not a curated record